AUGUUUAUAGAUGAUACGCAUGUUCGAUCUAUGAUUCGAGAAUCUUUGCAAAAGAUAUUGAACCAAGCUAUGGAAUCCGGUAAAAACGUGCAACAGAAUAAUGCGCAAAAUGCCGUUCUCUUCGAAGCUAUCAAUCUUAUUAUUCACCUAGAUACGGAACAUGAUCUUAUGGAUCAAGUAUGCACGCGUCUUGGCCGCUUUAUCCAGAGUCGAGAGACGAACGUCCGCUAUCUAGGACUCGAGGCCAUGACACAUUUGGCAGCUCGCACAGAGACCCUGCAACCUAUUAAGCAACAUCAAGACAUCAUUAUCGGGUCCCUGAAGGACCGAGACAUCAGUGUCAGACGCAAGGGUCUUGAUCUGUUGUACAGCAUGUGCGACUCUACUAAUGCUCGUGUCAUUGUCGCUGAACUUUUGCAUCAUCUCCAAAAUGCCGACUUUGGUAUUCGAGAGGAAAUGGUACUCAAGAUUGCCAUUUUGACAGAAAAGUAUGCCACUGAUGUUCAAUGGUAUGUGGAUAUCUCCUUGAGACUGAUUGCCAUUGCUGGUGAUCAUGUCAGCGAUGAGGUUUGGCAGCGUGUCAUUCAAAUCGUCACAAAUAACGAAGAGCUACAAGUUUACGCUGCGCAAAACACUCUGAAACAUGUCAAAUCGGACCAUUGUCACGAAACUCUUGUCAAGAUCGGGGCGUACAUUCUCGGCGAAUUCGGCCAUCUUAUUGCUGAGCAACCAAGUUGUAGCCCUGUUGAACAAUUCAUGGCCCUGCAGAACAAACUUGCUGGUAGCUCUGCGAGCACACGAGCUAUGAUUCUCUCCUGUUUCAUCAAAUUUGUAAACCUGUUCCCCGAGAUCAAGCCGCAACUGUUACGAGUCUUUGAAGUCUAUAGCUUUACUCUGGACCCAGAAAUGCAACAGCGUGCUUGCGAGUUUCUGGCACUCGCAAGGCUACCAACGGAUGAUCUGCUGAGAACUGUCUGCGAUGAAAUGCCACCUUUCCCUGAGCGAGAAUCAGCACUUUUGUCAAGACUGCACCAAAAACAUGCCAACACGAGUGAUCGACUUACUUGGGUUGUCGGAGGCAAGACUGCAAAUGCUGAUGGCACAGAACUUGGUAUGGCAAAGCCCACUCUUAAGAGGUCAUUCAGUUCAGGUACGGCUCUUAACGGAGGAGCUGCCAACGGCAAGACGAGUGGAAUCUCCGAUCUAGACGGUCUCGAUCUGGGAGCAGGCAGCGCCGACUCAAGAACAGCCAAGGCACCUAACCUUGCGAGCGCUGCGCAUCUUUCUCCCGGAUGGGAGAAGGGCUAUAACAAGCUUCUUCUCCGCGCUGAGGGUGUCUUGUACGAAGAUUCGCAGAUUCAAAUUGGCAUCCGUUCAGAAUAUCGUGGACAAAUGGCUUGUUUGAUUGCUUAUUUCAAGAACAAGAACCCAGGACCCAUCUCAUCAUUCACUACCACGCUUGACCUAGAUGAGAGCGAGAAAGACAAGCUGUCGUGGGAUGUUAAGGGACUUCCAGACAGCAGUCUUUUGAACGGAGGUCAGUCGCAACAGGUAAUCAUGUUUGAGGCUAAGAGCGCCUUUGAUAAAAGUCCGACAAUUCGUAUCAGUUAUCUCGCUGGUGCACUGCAGGCAAUUACACUGAAGCUCCCUGUUGCUUUGCACAAGUUCAUGGACCCAGCCGAUUUAUCGGCAGAAGACUUCUUCAAGAGAUGGAAGCAGAUUGGUGCUGGAGCUCGAGAAGCACAAGCCAUUUUUGGCUUGAACCCCAAAGCCAAGGGCCAUGAGAUUACAGAAACAUUUGUUCGAAAGACUGUUGAGGGGUUCCGAUGGAGAGUUCUAGAUAUGGUCGAUCCUAACCCAAAGAACAUUGUUGGUGCAAGCGUUCUCCAUACUUCGGCUGGCGGAAAAUUUGGAUGCUUGAUGCGCUUGGAGCCAAACUACGCUAAUCAGAUGAUUCGCCUGACUAUUCGCGUCACAGAUGAUUCAGUUCCAUCUAUCAUGUUGAAGUUAAUGCAGGAACGACUCUCAAACGGAGUCAACACACAUCAAGACUUGCCACAGACGAUCUCGCGGGAUGAUAUUUCUCAGACAUUUGGUAGCAUUAUGGUGUCGUAG
This is a messenger RNA of [Torrubiella] hemipterigena, 2115 nucleotides long. The record is from the annotation of a GenBank genome assembly. Lineage: Eukaryota; Fungi; Ascomycota; Sordariomycetes; Hypocreales; Clavicipitaceae.